UGUAUACACAGCCUGUACGCAGGCGCGCGCCUCUUCUCGGAAGCGGCAGUCCUGGCUGCACGUGGGCUCUGGUGCGGUGCGGGGGGACCAUGCAGGCUGACGCCAAGAUCCGCAAUGAGUCUGGAACAGAAUCCGACCCUCGGACCCCCGGCUGCAGUCUCCGGCACUUUGCCUGCGAGCAGAACUUGCUGUCUCGGCCAGAUGGCUCUGCCUCUUUCCUUCAAGGGGAUACUUCCGUCCUGGCAGGCGUGUACGGGCCAGCCGAGGUGAAGGUCAGCAAAGAGAUCUUCAACAAGGCCACCCUGGAAGUGAUGCUGAGGCCGAAGAUCGGGCUGCCUGGCGUAGCUGAGAAGAGCCGGGAGCGGCUGAUCCGGAACACGUGUGAAGCCGUGGUGCUGGGGGCACUGCACCCCCGCACCUCCAUCACCGUGGUGCUGCAGGUCGUCAGUGAUGCUGGCUCGCUCCUGGCCUGUUGCCUGAACGCCACCUGCAUGGCACUGGUCGACGCAGGAUUGCCUAUGCGGGCCCUGUUCUGUGGGGUCACCUGUGCCCUGGACUCUGAUGGGACCCUCAUGCUGGACCCCACAGUCAAGCAAGAAAAGAUGCACAGAAGAUGUCCUGGCUUUGUCCUGGCUGCUGGAGUCCAGAACCCACCCCAACUCCAUGGCUACUGUACGGAGUGCAGCAAAGGAGGCCCGGGCAGUCCUGACCUUUGCACUCGACAGUGUGGAACAGAAGCUGCUGAUGUCCACCACCAAGGGUCUCUACUCUGAUGCUGAGCUCCAGCAGUGCCUGGCUGCAGCCCAGGCUGCCUCACAACAUGUCUUCCGCUUCUACCGAGAAUCACUGCAGAGGCGUUACUCCAAGAGCUGAGGCGGCUGGGGCAGGUGCCUCUGCUGCCACCACCCGCUACCUCCUGUGGAAAAUAAACCGGCGGCCCUGCCCUGCCUCACUCUCCUUG
Molecule: messenger RNA, 961 nt
Organism: Manis javanica (Malayan pangolin)
Lineage: Eukaryota; Metazoa; Chordata; Mammalia; Pholidota; Manidae
Gene: EXOSC5
Product: exosome component 5
Biological process (GO): U4 snRNA 3'-end processing; poly(A)-dependent snoRNA 3'-end processing; rRNA catabolic process
Cellular component (GO): nuclear exosome (RNase complex); cytoplasmic exosome (RNase complex); nucleolus
Molecular function (GO): RNA binding
Source: RefSeq, a predicted model, not a curated record